Molecule: messenger RNA, 1217 nt
Organism: Hevea brasiliensis (rubber tree)
Lineage: Eukaryota; Viridiplantae; Streptophyta; Magnoliopsida; Malpighiales; Euphorbiaceae
Product: probable CCR4-associated factor 1 homolog 11
Exons: 1
Cellular component (GO): CCR4-NOT core complex; CCR4-NOT complex; P-body
Molecular function (GO): poly(A)-specific ribonuclease activity; nucleic acid binding
Source: RefSeq, a predicted model, not a curated record
AAAAUCUUCGCUCAGCUUGGCUGUACGUUGCGCUCUUCAAACUUGUACCCUGCGCUUGCCUUCUUUCGAAGAACCGUCUUUCUUCAUUCAAAGAACCUCGCACGUCGCUUCUUCCCUCUCCUUCAUCGUGUCUCUAUAUGAUCGUCUUUUCUCUUCAACAAAUUAUCAAUCAAAAUCCAAAAUCAAAACCCUUGCGAUCUCAGCCUCUAUAAGCGAAUUCGAAAAAACCGAUCUGGAACUAUGUCUAACGCCGGUAAAGCCCCGCCGUCACCAACACAGUCGACGAGGAGGCCGGUAGAGGUGCGAUCGGUUUGGGCUGAUAAUCUUGAAUCCGAAUUCAAGUUGAUCCGAUCCAUAAUCGACAGAUAACCGCUGAUCGCAAUGGAUACGGAGUUUCCUGGCAUUGUGGUCCGGCCCGCGGCCGAUGAUCCGUAUAACCGGUACCGUGAUCCGAAAGCGCACUAUCUGAACUUGAAAGCCAACGUCGAUAUGUUGAAUUUGAUCCAAGUUGGCCUCACAAUUGCAGACCACGAAGGUAAUCUGCCGGAUCUUGGCACGAAUAGUUGCUAUAUUUGGGAAUUUAAUUUCCGCGAUUUUGAUGUGUUGCGUGACGCUCAUGCGCACGAUUCGGUUGAAAUGUUAAGAAGUCAAGGCAUAGAUUUCGAGAAGAAUCGGCAGUGCGGUAUCGAGUUGGUGAAAUUCGCUGAAUUAAUGAUGUCGUCGGGACUCGUCUUGAACGAUUCAGUGAGUUGGGUAUCAUUUCACGGCGCUUACGAUUUCGGUUACUUAGUCAAGUGCUUAACUCAGCGAGUCCUACCGGUGGAAUUAACACAGUUUCUUGACGCAGUGAGGUUGUUUUUCGGAGCUAGGGUUUAUGAUGUCAAGCAUUUGAAUCGGUUUUGCAAUUUGUAUGGCGGGUUGGACCGGGUUGGGAAGGCACUGGGUGCAAAGCGGGUUAUAGGGAAGAAGCACCAAGCCGGGUCGGAUAGCUUGUUGACGCUGCACGCGUUUCAGAAGAUUAGAGAGAAUCAAUUCAAGGAUAAGAAAUUAGACAAGUACGCCAAUGUUUUGUAUGGUUUAGAGGUGUUUACAUGAAUUUGUUUGGCUGUUGAUUGAUUGUAAAUUUAUCUUCUUUCUAUCUUAGAAAGUGGGUUCUUCUACAUUCGGUGUUUAACAAAUAUUAAUAUUAAUUGUUGAUUAAAUUCUUUUGAGUUAAA